Epithele typhae is the source of this 1281-nucleotide messenger RNA. RefSeq lists its product as uncharacterized. The annotation marks the transcript as partial. The transcript has 4 exons. Lineage: Eukaryota; Fungi; Basidiomycota; Agaricomycetes; Polyporales; Epitheliaceae. The record is from RefSeq and is a predicted model, not a curated record.
ACCGGCGGAUCUGACACGGGCAAUUACAAGCUGCGGGCUCUCGGCUGGUCCGAAUAUGUCCUCCCAGACAGUUCGACGUACUUCCACCAUGCCGCCAAGCGAGUGACGACGGACAUAGACCUGCGCAACCCCCGGUUCCUCACGCACGUCACGGAGCACAUUGAGAAGACUCUCCCUGUGCAGACUGUGCUUCCGCCUCCGAUCGACUGGGAGCUUUGGCUCAAAAGCGUGCCGCUCCGGAAGGAAGGUCGUGCGGAGCAGAGCUGGGUCAACCACAAGAUGCGGCUCAUCACGGCAGACCCACCGCCCACCGUGUCAAACGACGGAGUGGUCACAGAACGCUUUUCAGAGGAUGAUCGACUUGACAUGGAGUACCGCUACUGGGGCUUCCUCGAGGGCCACCCGGCGCACACCUCCAUCUCGCCCGACACCCAGACCGAGGCGAUGGACGCGCUCAAGUGGUCCUACACAGACUGCAUCCUCCCCUCCGCGCGUCCCGCGCCGCCCCCGUUCGCGCCGCAGGAGUGCCAAGAGCUGAUGAACCUCCUCCGCUCAUUCGAAUCCGGCUCGCGCAACGCGCUCGUCGUCCAGAACCGAGUCGUCGCCCGCGUCCUCCUCCGCAUCGCGCACUGGCGCCAGGCGCACUUCCGCCCUCACCGCGCGCUGCCUGCUGAUGCGCGCAAGGGCGUACCGCGCCCACGUACGCCCGUCCUUCGCGCGGUGCUCGACUUCGUCAUCGGCUGCAUCUGCUUCGGGAUCCCGUACCUGUUCCUCAGCAGGACGUUCCACCAAGGCUUUGACGAGGAGAGCGGGCUAUACAGCGCAGGCCCGAUGCUCAUGGUUAGCGCUUGCGCGUGCUUGGUGGCUGCGGUCAUCCUGAGCGCAUCGGUCACGUUCUUGUCUCUGCCUCAGCUGGACGAUAUUCCACGGCUUGCCGGGUUGCUCGCCAUCGCAUUCUCCGCGUCGAGUAUGGUGUCGGCUGUCAUCGCGCUGUUCCGAUACAAAGCGGAGCUCGAUCGGACCGUCACGUACCUCGGCGGAGAAGGCCUCAUGGUCCUCUCUAAACGAAGCCUCAUCUUCUCCAUGCCCCUCGUCUUCCUCGCCUGGGCCAUCGCGUCCUUCAUGACCGGCAUCACCCUCUACUCCUUCCGCGGCGUGACCGUGAGCACCGGCGUAGAGAUCCGCCGCCCCUUCGAUCCGUACACACACUGGGCUGUUGUCGGCACCCUCGGCGGCCUCGGCGGGAUGCUCACCAUCGCUGCGCUGGUCGCGCGGAGGUGA